Harpegnathos saltator (Jerdon's jumping ant) is the source of this 6784-nucleotide messenger RNA. It is a transcript of the gene hlk, whose product is annotated as hulk. NCBI's taxonomy places the organism in Eukaryota, Metazoa, Arthropoda, Insecta, Hymenoptera, Formicidae. The record is from RefSeq and is a predicted model, not a curated record. The transcript is spliced from 28 exons. Bases 38 to 5371 code for a protein of 1777 amino acids.
AAUCAAAAAUAGCCGGUGCGCGGCAGUCAGUGCGGCGAUGUCGACGGCGAACGACGGUUCGGCGGUGCGGUUCGGCCGAUGGUGGUGGUGCUGGCGUAGAAGAAGGCGGAGUACUACUGCCCGCGGCCCUACGAUGCCGACGACGGAAUACCCGAGGACGAUCGUCCUGCUGACCGUGUUGGCGUUGGUAUCGGCCCUUCUCGGCCACGCCGACGCUGCCGCGAGGACGAAAGCCGAGGAGUCGGCCUCGCCCCGCGGCUCGGCCGGUAGGCAGAAGGCCGAGCCGGUGAUCGAGGAAGUCACCACCAAGCAACUCGAGCGGCUCCUCAACGAGAAGGACUUUGUCGCUGUGUACUGGUAUGCACGAAGUUGCACCACAUGCGACAGAGUCUUGGCCGAAUUGGAGAAAAUUGACGACGAUACGGACCACUUUGGAGUCGACUUUGUCAAGAUCAAUGAUAAGCGACUGGCAAAGCAAUAUGGCAUCAAGAACUUCCCGGCUCUCACGUACUUCCGCGAGAAAGAACCGAUCAUAUAUGAAGGUGACUUGAUGGACGAGGAAAACGUACUGGAUUUCCUGACGAGUUUAGAAGCGAUGGAUCUGCCGGACCGUAUCGAGGAAGUUAACGCAAAAAUUUUGGGGAAGAUCGUCGAGGAUACCGACUUUGUGGCGGUUCUUUUUUGUCCGGAUUCGCAGCGGUGCGCGGGCGCCGGUUCCAACAAACCAGACUGCAAAAAAUGUCUCAAGGCCCUGCAGGAACUGGAAAACAUCGAUGACGAGGCCGAUCAAUUAGGUAUCGGUUUCGUAAAGAUCGCAGACGAGGAGCUCGCGGACGAGUAUAAUCUCGGUCCUCUCCCGGCUCUUGUGUAUUACAGGCAUCAAAUUCCAAUAAUUUACGAAAAUGAACUGAGCAGAGAAGAAGAUGUGCUGGAAUGGCUAGUGGCGAACAAGAGCACGGGAGACGAAGAGGACGUUAUCGAAGACGUCACCUCCAAGACUUUGAACACACUGAUUGGAAGCAUCGACAAUCUAGUCGUUCUGUUCUAUGAUCACGACGACGACGAGUCUAUGCAAGUUCUGAACGAGCUGGAGAAGAUCGACGACGAUUGCGACAAGCAUGGGAUCCAGUUCGUGAAAAUCGACGACGAGAAGGCAACGGAGGAUUUCGGGAUCGACGACCUGCCCGCGAUCGUUUACUUCGAGAAGCAAAUUCCAAACGUUUACGACGGAGACAUAGAGAACGAGGAUGAGAUCCUGGAGUGGCUGCUGUCGCAGCUCGAGAAGGACGAGAUUGAGGACGUCACCGAUGAGAUGCUAGACCGUCUCAUUAAGGACGGGAAAACCCUGGCCGUGCUGUUCUACGAUAACAACGACCGUAAGUCGCAGAGGGUUCUCAACGAAUUGGAGAACAUCGAUGACGAGUGCGACCAGCUCGGCGUGACGUUUGUGAAGAUCGACAACGUGGACGAGGCGAAGGAGUUCGGCAUCGAGAAGAUACCGACGAUGCUCUACUUCGAGAAAGGCAUCCCGAUGGUGUACCAGGGCAAUCUCGAGGACGAGGAGAAGGUGUUCAAGUGGUUGGAGCAGCAGCAAAAGUCCGACCAGAUCGAGGACAUCACCGACGAGAUGUUGGACAUGGUUAUCGAGAAGAUGCCGCACGUAGCCGUCCUCUUCUAUGACAAAGACCAAAAGAAGAGUCAGAAGGUGUUGGGCGAGCUGGAGAACAUCGACGACGACUGCGACCAGCACAACAUAGCCUUCGUAAAAAUCAGCGAUCUAGAAGAGGCGAAGGAGUACGGUAUAGACUCGCUUCCCACGCUGGUGUUCUUCGAGCGAAGAAUACCGCACAUUUACGACGGCGAUCUCAUGAACGAGGACCAAUUGCUGGGCUGGCUGCUGCACCAGAAGAAGCACGUUGAGAUCCCGGAAGUAACGGACGAGAUGCUGGAGAAGCUCCUGGAGACCUCGCCGUACAUGGCAGUCCUGUUUUACGACAAGGACGACAAGCAGGACAUACGGAUACUGAAUGAGCUGGAGAACAUCGAUGAUGAUCUGGAGAAGGAGGGUAUCGUGAUCCUGCGUAUGGAUAACGACGCCGAGGCGAAGGAAUACGGUAUUGAUCAUCUGCCGACUUUAGUGUACUUCGAAGACAAGAUCCCGGCGAUCUACGAGGGCGACCUGCUCAACGAGGACGAGGUCCUCGAAUGGUUGAUACAGCAGAAGAACAGCGCCACCAUCGAGGAAGUCACGGAUGAAAUCUUGACGGACCUCAUAAACGAUCACGAAUACGUCGUGGUGUACUUCAGUGGAAGCUGCGACGAAGGGGAGGAAUGCGACAACAUUCUCGACGAGCUGGAGAAUAUCGAUGACGAGCUCGACGAGACAGGCAUCAUAUUCGUCACCACCGAGGACACGAGCGUCGCGAAGAAAUACGGUGUCAAGCAUUUCCCGACCCUCGCGUUCUUCCGCAACAAGGACCCGCUGAUUUAUACCGGCGAUAUCGACGACGAGGACGAAGUGCUGUCUUGGAUCACCGACGAGGACACUCUGGAGAUUCCGGGGAAGAUCGAGGAGGUGAACGCUAGGAUGUUGGAGAACAUUCUCGACGAGAACGAUUACGUCGUGGUCUUUUUCUACAAAGAAGGAGACAAGAAGAGCCAGAAGAUCCUCCUGGAGCUCGAGAACAUUGACGACGAGUGCGAGGAGAAGGAGAUCGACUUCGUGAAGAUCUCCGACGAAGGAAUCGACAAGGAGUACGAUCUGCCGGGGCUGCCGGCGUUGGCGUUCUACCGGCACAAGUUCCGGCAGAUUUACGCGGGUGACAUGAUGCACGAGGAAGCGAUCUUGGAGUGGGUACUCGAACUUCGCACCUCCACGCCGGACGUUAUCGAGAGCGUCGACAGGAAAACGCUGCAAGUGCUCAUCAACGACGUCGAGCACCUCGCCGUGUUCUUCUACGACGACAAGUGCGAAUCCUGCCCGGAGAUCCUCGAGGAGUUGGAGACGAUUGACGACGAUACCGACAAGCACGGUAUUCAGUUCGUCAAGUCGAGCGACGCCAAACUCGCGGCCGAGAUCGGCGUCUUCUCUUUCCCGGCUCUCGUUUACUACGAGACCGGAGUGCCCAUCAUGUACGACGGUAAUCUUCUCGACGAGAAUGAAGUACUCGAAUGGAUGGUGAAGCAGAAGACUGACGAAAGCAUCGAGGAGAUCGAUCGUGAGAUUCUCGCCAAGUACAUCGAGACGAAAGAAUUUCUCGCUGUCGUAUUCUACAAAGAGGAAGAUCCGGAAAGUCCUAGAGUGCUUAGACAUAUCGAGCUGAUCGAUGACGAAGCGGCGGAGUACGGGAUAAAGAUCGUCAGGAUGAAGGAUCGACUGAUGGCAAAGAAGUACGGCUUCCGGAACCCACCCGGCAUUACCUACUUCCGCAAGGGUAAGAGUAUCAAUUACGACGGUGACAUCGACGACGAAGAGGAGAUUCUCGACUGGCUGACCAACCCCGAGAACAUGGAGUUGACCGAUCACAUAGAGCGUAUCAACAAGAAAAUGUUCCAGAAAGUCCGACAAACGACGGAUUACCUGGCAGUGUUUUUCUACAGCAACGACUGCAAACAAUGCGGCCGGGUGUUGGCGGAAAUCGAGCACAUCGACGACGAGGCCGACGGCGCCGGCAUCAAAUUCGUGAAGAUCGACGACAAGCAAUUGGCCAAGCACUACGGCGUUUUCGCGUUACCGGCGAUACUUUUCUUCAAAAUGGGAUCGAAAGAGCCGGUUAUAUACGCAGGUGACUUGUACGACGAGGAGCAGAUCUUGCAGUGGUUGAUGACGCAAAAGGAUCCCUCGGGCGAGGUGAUCGAGGCUCUGGAGGGCGAAGAUCUGCUGAACCUGAUACGAGAAUCGGAAUCCUUAGCCGUGUACUUCUGGAACAGAACGCUUUGCGACAUGUGCCAAUCAAAAGUGUACCGCAAGCAGAUGCGCCACAAACAGGAGCACAGAAAUGCAGAACACGUGGAACACGCGGCCGAGGACAUCGAUGAUCCCGACGAUUGCGCGCAAUGCGUGACGAUACUCGAGGAAUUGGAGAACAUCGACGAUGAUUGUGACCGCCACGGCAUCACGUUCGUGAAGACACAAGACUUCAAGGUAGCUGAGGAUUACGGAGUGACCGAUUUUCCAGUGUUAGUCUACUUUGAGAAUCAAGUGCCAAAUGUGUUUGAAGGUGACCUGUCUAUAGAAGAGGAGGUAUUACAGUGGCUGAUUACUCAAAGAACGGAAGAUCGGAUCGAACUGAUCACAAGAGUGAUGUUGGAAACAUCCGUUGAGGAAACUCAAUACUUAGCUGUUUACUUCAAUAAACAAAAUUGCCACAUAUGCGACGAGAUCUUGGAAGGCCUGGAGAAAAUCGAUGAUGAGUGCGACGUGUUCGGGAUUCACAUGGUGAAGAUUCAAGACCCUCAGCUAGCGAAACGGUACUCGAUCAAGACGUUCCCGGCGCUCGUUUAUUUCCGCAAUGGCAAUCCUCUUCUCUUUGAAGGGGAUCUCCAGAAUGAAGAAUCUGUCCUUGAGUGGCUGAUCGACGAUGAGAAUCGCGAGCUCGCCGAUGAAAUAGAAUCUGUCAAUGACAGGAUGUUGGAAAGACUCCUCGACGAAUCUCCUUUUCUAGCGGUUUUCUUCUAUGACGAAGACUGCCCGGAAUGUGACGAGAUCAUGGAAGCAUUAGAGAAAAUCGACGGCGAAGCUGAUCUUUUCGGUAUCGAUUUCGUUAAGAUCUCCAGCUCGGAGGCAGCCGAAAAGUACGGUAUCCUCAACGUGCCGUCCCUCGUGUACUUCCGGAAGAAAACGCCGCUCGUAUACGACAGUGAUCUCACACAGGAGGACAAGAUUCUGCAGUGGCUCACCUCGCAGGAUGUGUUCGAGAUCAAAAACGAGAUCGAGGAAGUGAACAAGAAGAUGCUAGACAAGCUGUUGGACGAGAACGAAUUCCUCGCGGUUUUCUUCUACGAUCAUGACAACCCGGAGAGCGACAAAGUGAACGAGAAAUUGGAAGAGAUUGACAGCGAGACCGAUAAUUUGGACAUCACAUUCGUCAAAAUGGCAGACCCCAGAUACGCCAGAAAGUGGGGAGUCACUAAAUUACCCGCUAUUGUCUACUUUCGUAAACGAUUCCCGAGCAUCUACAGAGGCGACAUGCACAAGGAACAGGACGUUCUCGAGUGGCUGCGCAAGAACCGAUACCGCCAGCCGGAGCUGAACAUCUACAUGUACAUGCUGAUUGCCAUAACUAUCCUUUUCCUCAUGUACACCGGUUUCCUUCUGUCGUGCUUCCGUACGGAACCGGCCGCGGCCGUCGCGCAUCCCAAGCAAGCGUGAACGCGUGUCAGACACGGGCAGAAGUGACGAGAGAAAAUAAAAAGACAGGACUCGUGAAUUCUCGCGCGUGUGCGUUGCUCGAUACUUAAUUGAUACUCUCCGAUUCCCGAUUAGCGGAUCAGUUCGUCUGGAACGAACGACUUGUACAACGCGUUCUCUGCUGUUGCGAUAAGAAUGACAUGACAAUGACUAUUACUCUACUAUUACUACUGGAAGAAAAAAUAGCGCAAGCGAGCGAUCUGCCUGCCCACCUGCCUGCCUGCCUACCUGCCUGCCUACCUAUCUACAAAACGACCCCGGACCGCUGUCAAACGCUAGGAUAUGCGCUAUCGCAAAAAAAGAGGGAGAGAAUGUGCACAAAUAUUAAAUCUCGCCCCGAUACUCGAAGGCUGAAAAGCGGAAACUGUGUGAGUCCGUUCUUCUUAGCUGGAUUAUGUUGCGCUUUUGGUUUUUAUGAAGCAUGUAUAUAAUCCAGUGUUGAAGAAGAAAGAAAUAGAGUUUCAGUGCAACACUGGUUCAGCUGAAAAAAAUGGACCUUGACCUUCUUGCACGUUUUGCAGCACGAGUCUCCGGAAUUUCAUCCCUCGAGUGUCGUGAGGAACGAGAUGAACUAAAAUAAAAAAAAAGAACACGGCUUUCUGGAAAUUAAUCACGAUCGGUAACAUUGUAACAGGUUUUAUCUCGCGGAACACGAGGACCUAGUAAUAUUAACACGAUGAUGUUUUUGGUUGAAAUACUUUGGACCCAUUUGUACCUCGAUAUCACCCUCAGUCGACGUUAACCCUUAACGUUAUUAAUAUAUUACACAUCGAUAUCGAUGUGUAUCUUGCCACCGCGAUCUAUCUUAUUUUCUUCUAAUAACUAUCGAGUAUUGUGCUCUAUCGAUUGCUAUUGUUCGUUAGUAUUGCUCGUUAGUAGAACUAUCACAUAUAUUAUCAUCUCAUUUAUAUAUAAUCAUUAUUAUUAUUACUAUCCAUAUACAUAAGCACACACACAUGCACGCAGCAUACAGAGACACACUGUCCACCUAAUAGUCUAUUGCUAUUGUUAUUACUACUUUUAUUACUAUCGUUAUAAUUAUUAUUAUUAGUACUAUUGCUAUCUAUUUUAUUAUUGUUAUUAUUAUUAUUGCUACUAUUACUGUCGUUAGCGUGGCUCACUAGUAGAUUUGACAGCGGUCUACGGUCGUGUAAAUUCUAUUAGUUUAUGCACGGUAGCUCUUACAAAAACACGAGUCUUCAUAGUGAUGAGUUAUCGUUGAUUCUUGACGAUUGAGAAUACAAUCGACAACGAGUUCAAGAAGGUAUAACAAUACACAAGAAGUGAGCUCGUCGGCUCAUCUUGUGAAAGGACUGACGGUGUCAUUGUUAUCAUAAUGAAUAAAGAAUGCACGCCCUUGGACCAACCCGAAAA